GUCUGCAGUAGAGCAAGCAGGAAACGGAGAUCUACAUUACACAGUACUGAGUGAUUGGCCUCAUGGCAUCAAAAAGCCACCCAAAAGCCCAGCAUGCCCUGCCUGCACGAACAGCAUUAUUCCAACAGAAGGAUGGUAAAACAUAUAGGAUUCCUGCUCUAAUCUACAUCAGUGAUGCUCAGACUUUCCUUGCCUUUGCUGAAGAGCGCAGCACUCCACGUGACAGUGAUGCAAAAGUGUUGGUCAUGAGAAGAGGAUUACUGCUAAAUGGAUCCCUUCAGUGGUCUCCUGCUCAAACACUCUCUUCUGCUCGUUUGCCGGAUCAUCGCACCAUGAAUCCAUGUCCAGUCUAUGAGAGGAAAUCCAAAACCAUCUAUCUGUUCUUUGUCUGCAUAUUGGGCAAUACCACAGAGUUUUACCAGAUUGCUACGGGUAGAAACCAAGUACGGCUGUGUUACGUCACUAGUACAGACUAUGGCCAAAACUGGAGCAAGUUAACAGAUUUAACAAAUAUUGUUGGAGUUGAGAUUUGCAACUGGGCUACUUUUGCAGUUGGACCAGGACAUGGUAUUCAGAUGAAAAGGGGAAGACUAAUCAUUCCAGCUUAUGUUUAUUACAUACAUUGUAGGUGUUUUCCUUUUCAUUUUCCACUCAUAGUCAGGCCUCAUGCUUUAGCGUUCUUUAGUGAUGACUGUGGUGUCACCUGGCAGAUGGGAGAAAAAAUCCCAAUGAAAUCCUGCGAAUGUGAGAUGGCUGAGAUCAUAGACCACUCUGAUGGGAGUCAUUUGUACUGCAAUGCCCGUAGUACAUGUGGCCACAGAGUGGAGGCUUUAAGUGAGAGCAGGGGGUCAGCUUUUGACAACCCUCAUGUUGCUCAGAAACUCGUGGAGCCCCAUCAUGGCUGCCAGGGUAGUGUGUUGAGCUUCCCUGUGCCUGAGCCAUCGGAAGAAGUGGAGAAGAGCCCAAAUGAUUGCUUGACACAGUCAGACACAAAAACAUGGUUACUCUAUUCCCAUCCAACAAAUAAAAAGAAAAGGAAGGAUCUUGGAGUUUACUUGAACAAAUCACCCUUGAAAACGUCUGGUUGGUGCCAACCAUGGAUCAUCCAUAAGGGUCCCAGUGGAUAUUCAGAUUUGACACAGUUUGAGGAGCGAUUUGCCUGCCUCAUGGAGUGUGGAGAGAAAAGUGAGAUUGAGGAAAUAGCCUUUGUGGAAUUUAAACUCAGCAAUAUAUUGUGCACUUGAAAUGAUGAAAGUACUUCCUGUGGCAAGUUUUAAAUAAAUAACUCUCCCCAAAAUGAAAAUUUGCCUAAAAUUAGUACAUCCUCAAGCCAUCCAAGAUAUAAAUUAGUUUGUUACGUCAUCUGAACAAAUUUGGAGAAAUUUUGCUUAAUAUCAACUUGUUCACAAAUGGAUCCUUCAGUAAAUGGGUGCCGUCAGAAUUAGAGUUCCGACAGCUGAUUAAACACAAUCAUUCAAAAGUAAUCCAUAACACUCCAGUCCAUCAAUUAUUAUUUUGUGACAUGAAAAGCUGUUUGUCAUAAACAAAUCCUUCAUUAAGAUGUUUUAACUUUUAAACCAUCGAAUCAGUCCUCUUUACUGAAUCAGAAGAUAAAUUUACUUGCAAUGGUCAUGAGAAUAAUUCUAAAUGAUUGUUUAAUAAAUUAAUAUUUCAUCAGCUGUUUGGACUCUAAUUCUGAUGGCACCCAUUCACUGAAGAUGAUCCAUACGUGAAAAAUGUAGAUAAUGCUAAAUUUCUCUGAAUCCGUUGCAAUGAAGAAACAAGCUCAUCUACAUCUUGAGAGCGAGGGUGAGUACAUUCUGGAUGCAAAA
Carassius carassius (crucian carp) is the source of this 1832-nucleotide messenger RNA. Its product is annotated as sialidase-3-like. Gene Ontology annotation, cellular component: lysosome; membrane; cytoplasm. Lineage: Eukaryota; Metazoa; Chordata; Actinopteri; Cypriniformes; Cyprinidae. The record is from RefSeq and is a predicted model, not a curated record. The transcript is spliced from 3 exons. The coding region runs from base 63 to 1244 and encodes 393 amino acids. Gene Ontology annotation, molecular function: exo-alpha-sialidase activity. Gene Ontology annotation, biological process: ganglioside catabolic process; oligosaccharide catabolic process.